GCCGCGCGGCGCUGCCGGGGCGCUGCCGGCCCCGAGCCGGCUCUGGGUGCGCUCGCUGUGCGCUCGCUGUGCCGUCAGUGCCGCUCGGUGCCCGCUCGGUGCCCGCUCCAUGCGGGCUCUCCCGGCUCCGCCAUGAGCCCCUGGCAGCAGCGCCCGCCCAACGCCAGCGCGGCCGGCGGGCCGGGCCCGCCGGGGAACGGCACGGGCCGGGCGGCCGAGCGCGGCAGCGCCGUGUCCGUGGCCAUCCCGCUGACCAUGAUGCUGACGGGCAUCGUGGGCAAUGCCCUGGCCAUGCUGCUCGUGUCCCGCAGCUACCGCGCCAAGGGCAGCCGCAGGAAGCGCUCGUUCCUGCUGUGCAUCGGCUCCCUGGCGCUCACCGACAUGCUGGGCCAGCUGCUCACCAGCCCCAUCGUCAUCUCCGUCUACCUGUCCGGCCGGCCCUGGGCCGCCAUGGACCCCUCGGGCCGCCUCUGCGACUUCUUCGGCUUCAGCAUGACGGUGUUCGGGCUGUGCCCGCUGCUGAUCGCCAGCGCCAUGGCGGUGGAGCGGGCGCUGGCCAUCCGCGCCCCGCACUGGUACGCGAGCCACAUGAGCCCGCGGGCCACCGAGCGCGGCCUGGCCGCCAUCUGGGCCGCCGGCGUGGCCGUGGCGCUGCUGCCGCUGGCCGGGCUGGGCCGCUACGCGCUGCAGUGGCCCGGCACCUGGUGCUUCAUCAGCACGGCCGGCGGCAGCGCCUUCGCCGCCGCCUUCGCCGCGCUGGGGCUGCUGUCGCUCGUGGUCACCGGCGCCUGCAACCUGGCCACCAUCGAGGCGCUGGUGUCGCGCUGCCGCGCCAAGGCCGGCGGGGCGCGGCCCGGGCCGCGCUGGGGCCGCAUCGCCACCGAGACGCUGCUGCAGCUGCUGGGCAUCAUGUGCGUGCUGUCCGCCUGCUGGGCGCCGCUGCUGGUACGUGCGCCCCGGGAGCCUCCGCUCGCCGCCCCUGGGAGGGGGGACCCGCGCCGGGGACCUGCUCCACACCCAGCUGCUGUGUGUGCGGUUAUUUGGGUUUAUUUUGGAGCACGAACGGGUGACCAUGCUGCGGAGGGUGUCGGAGCGCGCCGGGCCGUGCCGGGGCGCGGAGCCGCGGCGCGAGUGCACGCUGCCGCUGAGCGCCGUGCGCCUGGCCUCGCUCAACCAGAUCCUGGACCCCUGGGUGUACCUGCUGCUGCGCAGGAUCCUGCUGCGCCGCUGCCGCCAGGCCGCCGGCGCCGUCUCCAGCUGCUCCAACGCCGAGUGCAGGGACAGGUCCAUCACCCUGUCCGAGGAGAUCCGCCGCACCGCGCCCCAGGGGCACCCGCGGGGACCGGGGGGACAGCCACGGUGACCUGGGGGACAUCAUUGCCUGAGGGACAUCCACGGUGAC
Prinia subflava (tawny-flanked prinia) is the source of this 1402-nucleotide messenger RNA. RefSeq names its product prostaglandin E receptor 3 (gene PTGER3). Bases 133 to 1401 code for a protein of 422 amino acids. The transcript has 2 exons. Gene Ontology annotation, biological process: negative regulation of gastric acid secretion; adenylate cyclase-activating G protein-coupled receptor signaling pathway; inflammatory response. Gene Ontology annotation, cellular component: plasma membrane. Gene Ontology annotation, molecular function: prostaglandin E receptor activity. The record is from RefSeq and is a predicted model, not a curated record. NCBI's taxonomy places the organism in Eukaryota, Metazoa, Chordata, Aves, Passeriformes, Cisticolidae.